CCCAUAGUAUCUGUGCAGCUCAGAGUGUCGCUGCUGUGUUUAUAUAUCUAGAUGUAACGUCACAUGUCUUUGUGGUUGUGCAUCGGUGUAAAUCAUGGUGUAAAUGUAACCAGAAGACGUGCCUGAUGAGCGGUAAUGACGCCGUUAUGGACGGACAGCCUCAGCUUGUUAGCUGGAGUGACAGUGAGACCGUUGACUUGGUGACAGAUGUCAUCUGUGCCAGGACAAAGACCGAAACUGCGACCAGCAGGCCUUGUCCGCUACACACAACUUGCUAGCUGCUAGUUCUUCUUUUGCAGACAUUUUUUUAGUAACUUAUCGUUCGCUAUUCUUGUAGUUACCACAGACUGAAAAAGUAGUCGGCUUGCUAGCGUUAGCGUUAGCUGUGAGCUCGCAAGAUGUGCAAUUGUUUUGCGGUUUGCUGCACAAACUGUGUACUUGUUUAGCAAGCGGUUAGCUUAGGAGUACUCAGUUGUCUCUGCGACUCCAGGUUCGUUGCAGCCUAUUUUAUUUUUAAGAAUGGACGCUGACGACGACGUGCCUCUCAUCCUGACCUGGGACGAAGCAAAUAGCGGUCUGCUUAACGAGGAGACAGAGAGGAGAGACGAGAAUGGAGGAGGAGGCAAUUAUGACAUAGUGGACAACGCCGUCAUCUCAACACCUGGGCCACAAAUCCACAGAGUCCAGAAUGUGUCAUUACGGCAAAGCUGGGAGAUGAACUACCAAGAGGCAGCUAUCUACCUGCAGGAAGGAGAGAACAAUGACAAGUUCUUCACCCACCCUCGAAACCCAAAGGCACUGGCAGCGUACCUGUUUGCCCACAACCACCUGUUCUACAUGAUGGAGCUGCUGACAGGCCUCCUGCUGAUGAUGCUGUCGCUAUGUGAAGCUCCCGCUGUGCCCUCACUGCGCCUGGAUGUCUACGUCCACGCCACUCUGGAGCUGCUGGCUUUGGUCAUGGUGGCAUUUGAGCUUUGCAUGAAACUCCGCUGGUUAGGCUUCCACACCUUCAUACGACACAAGAGGACCAUGGUGAAGACGUGUGUGUUGCUGCUACAGUUUGUGGAGGCCAUAGUGGUUCUGAUCAGACAGACGUCUCACGUGCGAGUGACCAGAGCUCUCAGACCAAUUUUCCUGGUGGACUGUAGAUACUGUGGUGCUGUGCGCAGAAACUUGCGUCAGAUCUUCCAGUCCCUCCCACCUUUUAUUGACAUCCUCCUACUGCUGCUCUUCUUCAUGGUUAUAUUUGCUAUUUUGGGUUUCUGCCUCUUCUCUCCAAACAUCGCUGACCCGUACUUCAAUACUCUGGAGAACAGCCUUGUCAGUCUGUUUGUGCUGCUGACCACAGCAAAUUUCCCUGAUGUGAUGAUGCCAGCGUACUCCAAGAACCGCUGGUCCUGUGUUUUCUUUAUCGUUUACCUCUCCAUAGAGCUCUACUUCGUCAUGAACCUGCUCCUGGCCGUGGUGUUUGAUACGUUUAAUGAAGUAGAGAGGAUGAAGUUCAAGUCUCUUUUGCUUCACAAACGCUCCGCUAUUGACCAUGCCUUUCAGCUGUUAGUCAGCCGUCAGAGGCCGCUGGGUGUGUCGCUGAAACAGUUUGAUGGCCUGAUGCGUUUUUACAGACCACGUAUGUCUGCAAGAGACCGAUUCCUCACAUAUAAAGCUCUUAAUACCUCAGGGGCUCCUAUGCUCAGUCUACAGGACUUCUAUAAGUUCUAUGAGGUGAUUGGCCUUAAAUGGAAGGCACGACGCAGUGGAGAACAUUGGUUUGAUGACCUCCCGCACACAACCUUCCUCAUUUUUAAAGGAAUCAAUCUGCUGGUGAAGUCAAAGGCCUUCCAGUAUGUCAUGUAUGUGGUGGUGGCCAUCAACGGUGUGUGGAUCCUCGCGGAGGCGUACACACUGAACAAUGGUUUCUCCACCAAACUUGUCCCGUGGAGUUACAUUGUCUUCCUCACCAUUUAUGGUGUAGAGGUGUUACUCAAAUUAACAGGUUUGGGGCCGAUGGCUUAUUUCAGCUCAGGGUGGAAUCUGUUUGACUUCUCAGUGACAGUGAUUGCCUUCCUGGGCCUGAUGGCUAUUCCCUUCGAUAUGGAGCCGUUCUACUUUAUCGUGGUGCUGAGACCAUUUCAGCUGCUCCGGUUGUUUAAGAUAAAGCAGAGGUAUCGCAAUGUGUUGGACACCAUGUUUGAGCUCUUCCCCAGGAUGGCGAGUCUGGGGUUAACGCUGAUCAUCUUCUACUACUCCUUUGCCAUUGUGGGCAUGGAGUUCUUUGCAGAUGUGGUGUACCCCAACUGCUGCAACACCAGCACAGUGGCAGACUCCUACAGACAGAUCAACGUCACCUAUGGCAACAAAACAGUGUUGGAAGAAGGCUACUAUUAUCUCAAUAACUUCAACAACAUCCUCAGCAGCUUUGUGACUCUGUUUGAACUGACUGUCGUUAACAACUGGUACAUCACUAUGGAAGGAGUGACGUCUAUGACGAGCCACUGGAGCCGGCUCUACUUCAUGACUUUUUACAUAGUUACCAUGGUGGUGAUGACCAUCAUUGUGGCUUUCAUACUGGAUGCAUUUGUGUUCCGCAUGAACUACAGCCGCAAGAACCGGGAACCACUGGAGAACCCAGAGGAUGAGAAUGGGAUCGUGUUUGAAGUAGAGGUGAGUCGAGAUGAAGCUCUGACCACUCUGGAGCUGUACAAACAGACCUGCCCUGGACUGUCCUCCCUCAGCUCUCUACAGGGAGUCCUACAAACUAUGGACAGGAGUGGGCACUUGUCCAUGGUUUACCUGGGUCGGAGGUCUAGGACAAAAAGUGACCUCAGUAUGAAAAUGUAUGAGGAGGAGAUUCAGGAGUGGUAUGCGGAGUAUUCAAGGGAAGGCCUGCCUCAGCCAGACCAAAGCCUGGAGCGGGAUCUGGACAGUCCCGUCUCUGAACCGCCUCCUUACGAAGAGCCUCAGCUCAACUCACAGACUGGACCUCAUAGCAUCAACUAAUGCACAGUUCGCCAGCGGUACUUUCAUACCAUCAUCUCAGCAUUUUAAAAUGCUAACAAAUCCCAUCACUCCAGGUCUUUUCUAGUUUCCCCUCACUCACCUUUUGCCGUAGGGAGAAACUAGUCUGGGGCCUUUUGGACUGAUGUGACAGUGAGACGAGUAAAUGGCGGCUCCUCCUUGGAGCUGUCACCACAGACAGACAGCAGUGCAGGUCUGUUGCUCGGCAACUGAAGUGGGAGUGUCCCCCUCUUUGGGCCUGAGGCAGCCUGUACUACUACUACUACUACAGUAUGUUGUGUACGUAUACUGCUGUAGGCCUUAUGUGACCUCUUAUAAAUCAUGUAGUACUUAAACCUGAUGCCUUAGUUUUAAUGGCUCAUCUGAUCAGUAUUAACACCGACAUAACUUCUACUAAGUUCUCUCAAGACCAAAAAUAUAAAUACUUACACUCCUUUCAGCUCAACCCAACAAAACAGCUACAGUGUAUCUCUUAACUAAUGUCUCAACGGACUCAAAAUAUUUUACUUUUAUAUAACUUCUUCUCCUGUAAUGUAUUUGAGUUAGUUGAGGGAUUUUAAUAAACUGUUCAAAUUGUCA
Thunnus maccoyii (southern bluefin tuna) is the source of this 3594-nucleotide messenger RNA. RefSeq names its product two pore segment channel 1 (gene tpcn1). Gene Ontology annotation, cellular component: endosome membrane; lysosomal membrane. The record is from RefSeq and is a predicted model, not a curated record. NCBI's taxonomy places the organism in Eukaryota, Metazoa, Chordata, Actinopteri, Scombriformes, Scombridae. The transcript is spliced from 26 exons. Gene Ontology annotation, molecular function: voltage-gated channel activity; monoatomic ion channel activity. Gene Ontology annotation, biological process: transmembrane transport; monoatomic ion transport. Bases 520 to 2997 code for a protein of 825 amino acids.